GUAUAAGCCCAUCGAUAAUUCGCAAGUAGAACAUAAAGUUUAAAUAGCUGACAAAGCCGAUUGUUGUCCUAGAACCUCUUACCAACUCCACAAUUUAAAUAAAAAUGAAACUCUUCUGUUUAUUAAUAUCUUUAUUCUUUAUGGAAGUUUUGGCACCUUAUGAUCGUUAUAUGGAAUUAGUUCACAUUACAACUAUUGGCAUCAAACUUGCUUAUGAAAAGAAUGAUUUAACUAUAGGAGGUAGAUCUGAAGCAAAUGGAUUGGAGUAUCUAAUAGAGACAAUGGUUGAUAAUGUCAAUAAUGACCUGACCUACCAAAAUUUCCGCCAUAUUAAUUUUUUGACAGCUGUACUGGAUCAUCCAGAAAUUCUCUUGAGAAGAACAGAAGUCUAUGAUGAUUUAUUCGACAAAAUGAUUCAAGACAUAGAGAGUAAAUUAGGAAUUGAUAUGCCAGGAGAUUAUUUCGGUGUUGAGAAAAAAUUGGAAAACCUUGCAAACAUGAGAAGAGACUUUGUUGCUUGGUCUUUAAAAAGUAUAAUCAGACGUCGUAUGCUAGGAUCUGUACAGGAUGUUAUAUCGUUACCCAAUUGUCGUUUGCUCGGAAUAUACUGGAGUACACUAAGUCCAGAAUCAUACAUAAGCGAAGUUAACAUUGACUCGCCUAGCCGUACAUGUAUCAUAACAAGUUGUUCUGCUACCGAAAUGACAUUCAGGAAAAUCGGUGCUACAUGGUCAGUUUUUAGCUCAUAUGGCCUUGACAAUACACUCGAGUAUUACUUACAACACGGACGUCCACAAACUGCACCCACAUACUAACCCAUUGUCAGAAAAACACUGGCAUCCUUAUUUUGUUCUUUACGUAAUAUAUUAUAGUUCAUCAUAUUAUUAUCACUAUAUACACUAUAAAAUCAGAAAUUUUAA
Molecule: messenger RNA, 920 nt
Organism: Adelges cooleyi (spruce gall adelgid)
Lineage: Eukaryota; Metazoa; Arthropoda; Insecta; Hemiptera; Adelgidae
Exons: 11
Coding region: 105-815 (236 amino acids)
Source: RefSeq, a predicted model, not a curated record